AUGAAAGCUCUCCCAAAAACACGGCGACUUGUGGAAAAUUAUAUCCGAAAGCUUGGUGAAAUUUAUCGAGAAGUUUUGAUAAAUCGACAAGACGCUUUUAUCUGUCGGGCGCAUUUGAAAAAACCAAAAUUGAAUAUGAGAAGAGUUCGCGAGGAAGUUUAUGAAGAACCGCAAAAAGAAAAAGUGGCUGAAGCUGGAGCUGAAGUUGAAACUGAAGUUGAAGCUGAGCCUCAGGAAGAUCUUGUUCCUUUGAUUGUAGGUUGAAACGCAACAAAUUUAUAAUCAAAAUUAAAUUAUUUUCAGCCAAACAUCAAACGAGAACAGGAAGAUUUUAGAAGAUUUGAAAUUGCCAGUGGAUCGGGAAAUUUUAUGGUAUGUUUUUAAAGGGGCCAAGAUUUGGGAACUUUCUAGACCUAAACUUCAGUUUUUUUCUCAACCAAAACCAAUUUUUCAGCCAAACUAUCCCGGAGCUGAAAUUCCACCAAUCGUCAAUCCAUUCCAGGAAUAUGAUUUUCCUUCCCAAUUCCAGAAUCAAUCAGAACAACCCUUUGUAUGUAUAUUUUUUUUCGUAAAACUAAAAUGUGAUAAAUUUCGGAUUGAAUAUACUGUGAUAUAAAAAAAAUUGACCCAAACUUCAAUCAACCAAAACUAAUUUUUCAGCCAAACUAUCCCGGAGCUGAAAUUCCACCAAUGUUCGAACAACCAGUUUACCCCCAAUUCCAGGAUCAAUCAGAACAACUCUUUGUAUGUAUAUUUUUCUUCUUCAAUUUUCCUUUCCACAAAAAUCCACGUUUUCAGAUAAACUUCCUGAACCAGUCUCAAAAUUCCGAGCCAUCAUCAAGCUAUUUCCAAUUCCCAGAACUUCAAAAUAAUUUUCCGGUGAGUUCUUCUACAUAACAUUCUAGAAAAAUUUCGAAAUAAUUAAUUUCAGGACUCAAAUUUCCAACAACAACACAAUUUUGGAGGAUAA
Messenger RNA from Caenorhabditis angaria, 970 nucleotides. The record is from the annotation of a GenBank genome assembly. NCBI's taxonomy places the organism in Eukaryota, Metazoa, Nematoda, Chromadorea, Rhabditida, Rhabditidae.